GUCCACCCGGUGCACAUCCUUCCGUCAUUUGACGAGUGGUUUCCGAGCUCCCCGUUCAAGCGGAAUACUGCAUUGACAAUUAUUGCAUAACAUGGGUGAGCCAUCGAAUGCUAUACUAGCUGCUCGCCGCGAAGCGCUCGUAGAAGUCGAGGGAAGCAAAAUACGUUAUGUGAUGUUUCGAGGUGUUGAUGGGCUGCGUACCCUGGAAAACAUUCUGGAUUAUAACUCAUGCCGUCAUAUAUAAUCAGAGGUAACCCUCAUACACAGCUUGCUGCUUUUGUCAGAUUACCAUCACUAUCUAGACCCCCACUAUAGAUUUCUGCCAUGUCCCCAUUACACGAUGCAGCACACUCUGUGAGCGACCUCCCAGUUGCUUCAUUACAUCCAGUCACGACCCUUGUUUAUUCCCCUCCGUAUGAUGUGCGCGGGAGGCAGCAACAAUUCAUCGAAACCGCGCAGCAGAGGAAGGACCGGGUUGAGUUUUCGAAAAAGAAAGAGUGGGCGCGUCACGUUGCUGAGUGGAUUCGAGCGAUUGGUGCACGACAGAAUAUGACCUUUGGCUGUUCUGGUAGGCUUGCAGCAUCACCGAUGCCAGAGAAUGGCGAUAUCGCCCGCUUGACUGCUUCUGCGUCGUCCCUCUCUCUAUCAUCGAGCGAGGAAGAGGGAGAACCAUACAUCAUUUAUAGUUCAUCUGCGUCAUCUUCCAUGUCGUCCUUAUCCAGCGACUUGUCUAUUUCCUCAGUAUCCACCUCGCACACGUCAAACAUUAUCUACCCACUGUCAAACUCCAUACCCCAUCCCCCCAAGCGCAUCUACUGCCAUCGUAGGAGUAACGCGAGUCUCAUGUCUCCACGUCGCCGACCUUCAUUGUCCAGUAUUCACGAAGUUCCGGAAGAAGACUGAUUCGUAUCGGAAUAGUUGGACUCAUCGGGAGGAAGUGUUCAAGCUGAGAUCAAACUGGUGCCAUCUAUCUCUUCUCAGGUGUUUCGUGAUAUUACGACGAUCCUGUUGCCCUCUGCUCCUUUCAGGUUGUUCUUUAACGCACAUGCUCGACCAAUCAUACUUAAUCUUCAAACCUAAUGAAAAACAUUUGAUUAUAUAGAUUGUGCAAUAGUACAUUUUCACAAUGCUAAUUUAUUCAAGGCGGCG
Messenger RNA from Suillus discolor, 1149 nucleotides. RefSeq lists its product as uncharacterized. Bases 325 to 903 code for a protein of 192 amino acids. NCBI's taxonomy places the organism in Eukaryota, Fungi, Basidiomycota, Agaricomycetes, Boletales, Suillaceae. The transcript is spliced from 2 exons. The record is from RefSeq and is a predicted model, not a curated record.